Chlorella variabilis is the source of this 639-nucleotide messenger RNA. RefSeq lists its product as hypothetical. Gene Ontology annotation, molecular function: metalloendopeptidase activity. The transcript is spliced from 4 exons. The record is from RefSeq and is a predicted model, not a curated record. Gene Ontology annotation, cellular component: extrinsic component of mitochondrial inner membrane. Lineage: Eukaryota; Viridiplantae; Chlorophyta; Trebouxiophyceae; Chlorellales; Chlorellaceae. Bases 1 to 639 code for a protein of 212 amino acids. Gene Ontology annotation, biological process: mitochondrial protein processing; mitochondrial proton-transporting ATP synthase complex assembly.
AUGGCGGGACAGGCAGCAGAGCAGCAACAACAACAGCAGCAGCAGCAGCCACAGCAGCCGCAGACGCCCCAGGAGCCGCAGGAGGUGGCAGAGCGGCCGCCGUGGCUGGGCACCACCGCGGAGCACUGCCGGGAGAUGGUGGAUAGAGCCACGAGCCGAAAUCCGACGGUCAAAUUCAUGAUACAGAAGAUGGAGGAGUCGGGCUGCGCUGUGGGCAAGGACUUCAUCCAGAUAGAAAAGUGCGAGGCGGAGGUGGGGGGCGGCUUCCGCCCGCCAGACGGCGUCGUCAUCUGCCACAACCACUUGGCCUCCCAGGAGGAGAUCAACCACGCGCUGACCCACGAGCUGGUGCACGCCUACGACCACUGCCGCGCCUGCAACCUGGACUGGACCGACUGCCAGCACCACGCGUGCAGCGAGAUACGCGCCGCCGCGCUGUCGGGCGACUGCAACUUCAAGCAGGAGGUGCUGCGCGGCAACCUGGCGGUGCGCGGCCAGUUCCAGAAGUGCGUGCGGCGGCGCGCGGAGCUGUCGGUGGGCAUGAACCCGUACUGCGAGGGCGCGCGGUCGGCGGCGGCGGUGGACGCCGUGUUCGAGGGCUGCUUCGCAGACACGGCGCCCUUUGACCGCAUACCAUAG